UCCUGGGUGACCAUUUCAAACAGUAAUAACCAAAACAAGGACGUCCUGCCGCAAAGAACUCAUCUCCCUAACAUUUUUUACCCAUUUGUACUAACGAAAGCAUACAUUAGCAACCGUGUCGCCUCCCUCUCAAAAUGGGUGACAAAAAGCGUCCCAGACGUAUUUUUUUUAACGGCGUUGACCAAUAUUCCUCCAAAUACAUUGCUGAGUAUUUAUCGACGUGCGGAGAGAGAGUCGAAGAGAUAGAAGAUGAGGACGACGACGAUUACACCCUCCCGCAAGCCGGGGAACCUGCCUUCCAGGUGGUCGGCUCUGUAUCUGCCCACUGCUGCGAGAAAGCGAACUUUUUGUUGGAGCAAUACGCGUCGCUAACCAGAGAGGAGCUUCUUCCACGCCUACUAGAGUGCGACGUGGUGGUGUACAACAUCUCAGAGAAUGCAACACUAACUGACAUUGAAGAGGCAACAUGGGCAAUGACAGCCCUUCAUGGUGAAAGGGAACAUUUCAAGUCAAAGAAAUUGUUCAUUUUAAUCUCAACGAUAAUGACCUGGGCCAUGACCAAACCACCGAACACGGACGAACCGGAUUUGAUGGUGACAGAGGAGGAGUUCAGGAAAAGACGGCCUCAUCCCAGUUUCAAACACCACAACAAUAUGGAAAAACAUGUUCUUAAACUGGGAACAGGAAAAAAAAACAAGUUGAAAGGUUACGUUGUGGCUGCUGGUAUUCAAUAUGGGAAGGGCGAGAAUCUCUUUCACUACUUUUUCAAGGUGUCUUGGCUGUCUGAGUGUUCAGAAGUUCCCAUAUUUGGAGAGGGUACGAAUUACAUCCCCACGAUCCACGUGGUUGACCUUGCUCAGGUGAUACAAAAUGUCAUCGAGGUCAAGCCCAAGUCCAAAUACAUCCUUGCUAUUGAUGACUCCAAGAACACACUUGAGGACAUUGUGAAGGUCAUAAGUGAUGUGCUUGGGCCAGGAAGCAUAAACAAAAUGCCAGAGAAGGAAGCCAUCACCAUGAAGGCCUAUAAGCCAGAAGAACUUGAGUAUUUCAGUGUUAACCUUCGCCUGGAUGCUUAUAUUGUAAAAGACUUAUUCAACUUCCUGUGGAUAGCAGAAAGUGGCAUGGUUGAAAAUAUAGACCUCCUUGUGGAAGAAUACCGACACACUAGGAAACUACUACCAAUCAGAAUCUGCCUUACUGGACCUCCAGCUGUGGGUAAAAGUAAGAUCGCAGAAAAGCUGUGUGAGCAUUACCGGAUACAUCACAUCAAAAUUCGAGAAGUCAUUGAAGAAAAGAUGAACGAGCUGAAAGGUAUCAUGAACAACAGUGAACUUGAUGUCAGCGACUCAGAAAUGGCACAGAAACAACUGGAAAAUAUGAAAGCAAGCAUGGAAAGCAACGCAGGGCGACUGGAGGAUGACCAACUUUUAGAAAUUUUGACGGAAAAGCUGAAUUCCAAGCCAUGCAGGAACCAAGGAUUUGUUUUCUAUGGCUUCCCAAGGACCUUCGAGCAAGCAGAGAUGAUGUUUAGCGCUGAGGACACAGACAGCGACGGACCCAACAAAACCCCCGCACACAACAACAUCACUCCAGAGUUUGUGUUCGCCCUGGAAGCAACCGAUGAGUUCCUGACUAAAAAAGUACAAGCUCUUCCUCAGAGUGUGGCUGAGAAAAGAGGCCUCACCCAGGAUGAGUUUAUUCCUCGUUUGUCCAGAUUCAGACAACUGAUCAGGGCUGGGGAAACUUCACUCGACUACUUUGAUGAGUUGGAAAUAUACCCAGCUUAUAUAGAGGUCAACGUGGACGAUCCUGAGUUCAAAAGCAUCGUGAACAAUAUAAUGGAGGUGGUGGGCCCUCCCAAGAACUACGGCCUCAGUCCUGAAGAGCAGGAGGAGGAGGACAGGAGGCGAGCAAAAGAGAGGCAACAGAAACUGGCUGAGGAGGCGGCUGAGAGGAAACGCAGGAAAGCGGCCUCGCUAGCUGAGAUCGCGGCGCAGUAUGGACAAUGGCAAAAGAAUCUGGAAGAGGUGAAGAGGCAGGAACACGAGCUUCUGGAGGCUAAAGCUCUGCCUUUGAGGAACUACUUGAUGAAGUACGUGAUGCCUUCACUCACUGAAGCCUUGCAAGAAUGCUCCAAGAUCAAACCAGAUGACCCCGUCAGCUUUUUGGCUGAGUAUCUACUUCGUAUGGACAAAAAAUGACGUUAGAGACGGAACAAUCGCUGAUGUGAACGCACGUCCUUCCAGCCGUCCACCUGAUCUUGGUAUCUCUCCAGCAGCUGGUUGAGAAGUUUGAUGGACACCAGGUGGCUCUGCAUGUCGCGACUCAGCUGGUUGCUGGUGGCUGUUAGCUUGGUUUGGGUCUGAGAGGCUUGGUCCAGGACCUGAGGUUUGGG
Doryrhamphus excisus (bluestripe pipefish) is the source of this 2395-nucleotide messenger RNA. RefSeq names its product adenylate kinase 7. NCBI's taxonomy places the organism in Eukaryota, Metazoa, Chordata, Actinopteri, Syngnathiformes, Syngnathidae. Gene Ontology annotation, biological process: nucleobase-containing compound metabolic process. The record is from RefSeq and is a predicted model, not a curated record. Gene Ontology annotation, molecular function: nucleobase-containing compound kinase activity; ATP binding.